AUGUUCUGGAGGAGCCGCCGCCACUGGUACCGAGCGCAGGGCACGCGCCACCUGCCGGUCCGCGCUACCUGCGUUCGGCGGCCAGCCCGCGGCGCCCACCGUCAGGGCGAUCGGCAGGUUUGGGGUCAACACCGGGCAUCCCUGGGCUGGGGGCGCGCCGCUAGCGUCGCCGCAAUCUCCCCGCGCCCGGGGACCCAGCCAGGCCGCCUGCUUCCUCCGCCGCCGCCGCCGGUGGCCGAGGGUCCGGGUAGCGCGAGGAGGCUGGCCGGGGGCCCAGGCGGGAACUUACUGAUCUCGGACAGCAUCCUCGCCCGCUUGUCGCCGCCGCGCUCCUGCCGCGCCCGGGCCCGGUCAGCACGGCGGCGCCGCUGCCACUCAGACUCGUCAAGCCCGGGAAGGCGACAGGCCCACAGUCGGCGUUGGGCGUGCGGAACGGCCCGGGGGCAGGCCCCGAGCUCCGAGGCGGCUGGCGCCCAGUUCUGCGCGCUCCCGCUGCGGCCUCUCCGAACCCGGAAGCGCGGCCCCGCGUACCUUACACUCAGCUUGGCUCAGAGGCUGCGUCCCGAGCGCGCCUGCGCGGCGCCGGCUCUCCCAAUAUGCCCCUCCUCUCCACUCCCGCGGAGCUCCACCCGGAGAGACCCGCCCCCAGGUAGUGACAUUACGAGUGCGCCGCCGGUGGCCCUUUAA
This is a messenger RNA of Orycteropus afer afer, 687 nucleotides long. The record is from RefSeq and is a predicted model, not a curated record. Lineage: Eukaryota; Metazoa; Chordata; Mammalia; Tubulidentata; Orycteropodidae.